AUGAACAAGAUGAAAAUGGUAUAUUUGACAUUGGUAUUUCACCUGCGAAUUGCCUUUGCUUUCUCUUCUGGAGCAGAGACAAAUGUGGGUCGACUUCCGUCGUACUCUAAUUAUCAAUCGCCUCGGUUUCGAUGGUGGUGGCCUAGCGGCUUCAUUGAACCGGAUGAAAUCUCGUCGGAAAUCUCGGACAUUCUGGGUGCUGGGUUUGGUGGCGGUGAGAUUAGUGAUGUUUAUGAUAGGGAUUAUGCUUGGAUGGAUAACAAGAUCUAUGGAUUUGGGCAGUCCUGUUGGAUUGCAGCGGUUGAACGAGCAUAUACGGAUGGUAACAGGCUUGGUGGACAUGUUGAUAUGACUUUGAGUCCAUCCUGGCUGACUGGUUUCCCCGGGUAUACGCCUGAUUCACUUGAGAUAAUGAAGGAACUAGUUCAUGGUCAGGUGUUUCUGGAGGCCGGUCAAACUUACUCGGGAACUCUGCCAUUGCCACUUGCAGCACCAUCCGGCAACCAGACAGGGAAUAUUGUUCAUGCAACUCCGUAUCUCAUCGCAGUUCUUGCGGCUCGUACCACGACGUCUAAUGACAGCAGUAGUGUGGUGGAUAUUUUUCCUGAUACAGUGCAGGUAUUGUCAGCCUCAAACCACACUUUAAACUGGACUGCACCAUCUGAUGGCCGAUAUGUUGUGGUCGCAGCCUACAAUCAGGGAACUGGUCAAGUGCAGAAUAUGUAUGAUGCAAAUCCCGAAAAUGCACCAGUCACCUAUCCACAUCCAAUUGUGGACCACUUCAGCCCUCAUGGUGUUGAGGCAGGAAUCAAGUUCUGGGAUUCGCACAUUCUGACCGAUGGGAUAAAGGAGCAGAUCAAGAGGAGUAAUGGAUCUAUGUUCGAAGACUCCUUGGAACUGAAGCUCAAGCAAUACUGGACAACCGAUCUUAUCAAUGAAUUCCGAAAAAGACGGGGAUAUGAUCUCACGCCUUUCCUGCUAUACGUACUCCAGGAUACAAACACGUUUAGAGGCAAAGGUACAGUGGCUUCACAAAUUCUCAACGACUUCUAUCAAACUGUCAGCAACCUAUACACGGAUUAUCGAAUCGGUGGUCUCACAGAGUGGGUUAACGCCCUUGGUGUGCGGAUGCGUGUUCAGCCAUACACCGCUGAGUCUGACAGCUCAUACGCAGCGAGCAUUUUGGACAUACCCGAGGGCGAAUCGCUAGGUUUCGAUGGUGAUGACGAUGCCUUUCGUGUACUAGCCACCGGUCGCGAUAUUGGAGGCCGUACCACUAUUCUGUCUGAUGAACUCGGAGCCUAUAUGGAUGAAGCUUAUGGUGUGACCUGGCGCUUUCUGCUUCGAACUGCGAAUCACGAUAUCGCUUUGGGUGUCAGUCAGGUGGUUAUACACGGUCAUCCGUACGCAUACUCACAAACCAGUGAAUGGCCAGGUUUUGCUCCUUUCACUCCAUUGUUUAGCUCAAAUGAAUUCGCCGACGCUUGGGGGCCACGCCAACCCCACUGGAUGUUUGCAAAACAAUGCAGUCUUUACCUGAAGAAUGCCCAAGGACUGCUACAAGAAUCUGGACCGGCUAUCGAUGUUGUAAUUCUCAAUACCGACUGGGGUGUCACAGCCUCAUGGGCCGACGCCGGUCUAAAUGAUGGCGGUUACUCAUACCAGUUCCCAACCCCCCUCGCUUUUGGCUCGACACAACGUCAGUGUCGCUGA
Molecule: messenger RNA, 1713 nt
Organism: Penicillium malachiteum
Lineage: Eukaryota; Fungi; Ascomycota; Eurotiomycetes; Eurotiales; Aspergillaceae
Exons: 4
Coding region: 1-1713 (570 amino acids)
Source: RefSeq, a predicted model, not a curated record